CACCCCGCGGCUUCAUCUCUUGCCCUCAACACCAACACAGCAAUGGCGCUCCGAGUCCCUGCGCAUCUUAGCCUCCUCCUUGCCCUCCUGCUAUCCUGCGACUACGCUGCAUCCGCCACCAAGUUCACCGUCGGCGAUGCGAAGGCAUGGAAUCCCAAUGUUAACUACACCAAAUGGGUCAACAAGCACAAGCCUUUCUAUGUUGGCGACUGGCUCGUGUUCUACUACACGAAGGGCAUGGCGGACGUUGUGCGUGUGGACUCAGACGCGUACGAGAAAUGCGACGCAUCGCACCCCAUCAGCAAUUACAGCAAAGGCCGGAGCUAUGCCUUCGAGCUCAACGAAACCAAGACAUACUACUUCAUCUGCAGCUAUGGAUACUGUUACCAGGGGAUGAAGCUCUCCCUCAAGGCCGAGAAACUGCCACCGCCGUCUACUCCACCGUCGAAGAACUCCGUAUCCAGCAGAGCUACGGGUGGAGUUCUGGCAUUGGCGUUUGCUGCUUUGAUUAGGUUCUUGUUUUUGUAGGUUUUUUUUUUUUUUUUUGAAUUAAUGUUUUUGCAUGAUUGAAAGUGAAGGGUUGUGUGACUAAAAGUCUGUUUUUAAGGAAGUAAGUAGGUUGUAAGCCUCUACAUGAUUCGUUUCUACCGAAAAUUUCACAAAUCUGUGAAGCAAA
This is a messenger RNA of Asparagus officinalis (garden asparagus), 676 nucleotides long. Its product is annotated as lamin-like protein. Gene Ontology annotation, molecular function: electron transfer activity. NCBI's taxonomy places the organism in Eukaryota, Viridiplantae, Streptophyta, Magnoliopsida, Asparagales, Asparagaceae. The transcript is spliced from 2 exons. The record is from RefSeq and is a predicted model, not a curated record. Gene Ontology annotation, cellular component: plasma membrane. Bases 43 to 528 code for a protein of 161 amino acids.